Ceutorhynchus assimilis (cabbage seed weevil) is the source of this 3847-nucleotide messenger RNA. NCBI's taxonomy places the organism in Eukaryota, Metazoa, Arthropoda, Insecta, Coleoptera, Curculionidae. The record is from the annotation of a GenBank genome assembly.
GCAAUUUCCUUAGAAUUGGUCAUUCAACAGAGACGACACUCUAAUCAGUUACUAAAAUGUCGAAAAAAAAGUUUAGAUAAAGAUGAAUUUGUGUUGGCAGUAUUUCUAGACUUAAAAAGAGCAUUUGAAGCAGUUCACAGUAAACUUAUUCCAGUUGUGCGUCAUCUUUUCCAAGGAGGACCAGAUGCAAAGAAAAACGGAACGGAGUAUAUAAAAAUAAUCAAAACUGUUCAUGAAAUGUUGCGAUUCUCAUAAAUUUGACCUUUGUUGUAAACUUUAUCAAACAAUAAUUAAAUUAAUUAAAUCUAAUUCCCCUCUGAACAGAAAUGUUUUCAAUUUGUUUAUUUACCAAUAAAAUACAUGCGAAUGUUUAUUAAGAAGCAAAUUAAACAUGACCUAAAUUAAUUGGAUGAUCUCAUUCAUUGGGGCAUGACCAUUUCUAUGACUAAUCCCAACAUCAACAUCUGUUUUUGACAGUUCAAAAGGGGCUCAUGGCUGCGACGAGGGGCUCUCCCGACGACGAUGGCUACAAAAGGUUUUCGGAGGACAUCAACAAUGUUAACGUUACCUACGGAGCAGCUACUUCGAAUCCUAUUGAUGAGAUGGGAAGCAGAUCGAGCUUGUCCAGAGACAUGGACAGUGCCGACGUCGACCAUUGGGAAAUGAAUUACCACGAAGCAGCUAUCUUUUUAGAGGAAGGCGAAAAUAAUGAAAAAUUCGACUCUCAUCCCAGACAUCCCUCAGCCCUACCAGCUUACCUCUUGGUACACAAUAAAUGGUACUACGGCCUGGACCUAUUCUUUUCCAUAGUACUAUUACUACUAGCGCUAGUGGAAGAUCCCGCCGUCGAAAGAUUCGAGCUACCAGCAAUAAUUCAUAGUACUUUAGAGUUAGUAUGUUUGGGUGUAAUCGGUAUCGAAUUAGCACUCAAAUUGCGAUGGAUUGGAUGGUCAACUAUACUAAAUCAUAAAAGGACUAUGAUCAAAUGUGUAACUUUGAAGAUAAUGGUAGUGGAAGCUAUUAUAGUUUUGAUAAGACAGUCCUCCCAUUUUCGAGUUACCAGAGGCUUGAGGCCGAUUUUUCUGGUGGACACCAGAGCUUGCGGAGCCGUCAGAAGAUAUAUUAGGCAGAUUUUGCAAUCGUUACCGCCUAUUUUGGAUAUGUUGGUGUUAUUACUGUUUUUUGUUUGCAGCUAUGCUUUAUUGGGUUAUUUUUUAUUCAGCAGCCAUGAGAAUCUCUAUUUUAAAACAUUGCCGGAUAGUUUUAUAAGCAUGUUUGUUCUUCUUACUACAGCCAACUUCCCAGAUGUUAUGAUGCCUUCAUACAACCGUUCAAGAUGGAGCGCCAUCUUCUUUAUUUCAUACAUAUCAACAGUUCUGUAUGUUUUAAUGAAUUUAAUGUUGGCCGUGGUUUAUGAAACAUUCACCGGAAUAGAAAAAGAUAAAUUCCGAAAGUUACUACUACACAAGAGACAAGCUUGCAAGCUAGCCUUUCGGUUGUUGGUCAGCAGGCAGAAUCCACAUACAAUAAGAUUUAAACAAUUUCAGGGGUUGAUGAGAUAUUUUGCACCUCAAAUGAGUCAAAGAGAUGUGGUACUAAUAUUCAGGCAGCUGAACGUGUCCAAUACAGGUCUGUUGACUCAAGACGAAUUCAUCAAUAUUUAUGAUGGCGUUAGUUUGAGAUGGCGUCACAAGGACCCUCCUGAUCCAUGGUUUUCUGCUGCUUGGCCGCCGUUGAGGACUUUGUGUAGAACUGCUAGAUUGGUUGUGUCGUGGGAUUAUUUCGAGCAUAUCGUUUAUGCUCUAAUCAUCACGAACACUUUGGCAAUGUUUUUGAGAGUUAUGGAAACUUCAGGCAGUUUAGAAGAAGGCGCCAGAAUUUUUUGUGCCUCGUGGGACGCUUGGUUGUUCUAUUCGCUGUUCCUAAUCGAAGCCAUGUUAAGAAUUAUAAGCUAUGGCUGGACCGAGUAUAUUUCUUCAGGAUGGAAUACCUACGACUUAUCAGUUACUUUAUUAGCUAUUUGGGGAUCGACUUUACUCCUGAUGUCUCCUGGAUUCACUGUUGUGGUUAUUCUGAGACCAUUAAGGAUUCUGCGAUUAUUUAAGCUUAAAAAGCGUUACAGAGACAUUUUUGGUACUUUAGUUCUCUUGUCUCCACUUAUGUGGUCCACAGCAGUAGUCAUGAUGGUGAUGUACUAUUUCUUUGCCAUUGUCGGCAUGGAAUUAUUUUCUGAGUAUGAUUUGAAAGAUUGCUGUCGAAAAUCUACUGUUGAGCCUUUCUAUAAAUACUCAAAUACCACUAAUUCCGGUAUUGCCUAUUACUAUCUUAACAACUUUUCAAACCUACUUACUUCUGGAGUUACCUUGUUUGAGCUUACCGUAGUCAAUAAUUGGUUUAUUAUUAUGGAUGCUUAUGCUGCCGUAGCUCAAGCUCCAUAUUCAAGAUUAUUUUUCAUGUGUUUCUACUUGUUCACUAUGGUUGUACUGACUAUUGUUGUGGCUUCGGUUUUGGAAGCGUUUAGAUUUCGAAUCCAGUAUAAACAGCAAACAUCUAAGAGAGACGAGGAGCUUAUGCUGCAUGAAGAAGUAUUAGUUGAUUGGAACUCUUUGGAACGUCAAGUUGGUGACCCAAAAUUACUGGAAGCAUUACAAAUGGAUUUUGUAUAUGGGGGUGUUUCAGCAUACAUUGGACGAAGAGCAAGGACAAGAGACGUUUUGCAACGUCACAUGUACAUAACUGAAAUUGCCCAGUGGCUUGAAGAAGCUGAACAAGAAGAAAGGCAAGAUAUAAAUAAUAUUAUAGAAGAAGCCCAUAUCAAUGCUAGGCUGAUAAAUGCUUGAAGAACUGGCAGAGAACCUGAAACAUUCCAAAAGGGUGCCUGCAAAGUUUAAUUAUGAAAUGAACCCCAAGCCCUUAUUUUAAGGAAAAAUACUCUAGAAGAGAUCAAACUAUUUAUUAGAAUAAUAUGUGUGUGAUAGAUGGUAGCUUAUAGUGGUAGUUUUGUGUGAAAAGAUACAAGCAAUAUCUUUUUACUGAUCCAAAAAUUUAAAUCUUACUAUGCUCUGUGACAAGCACAGUCAAUUUCGAAUAAUACAUAACUUUUUCUAUGAAAUACCAAAAAUGCUAUAUUAUAAAACCAAUAAUAUUCCUUUUUGGAUCAAUAAAAAUAUUUCUAGGUAUUUUCUCGAGCAUUAUUAGGACCAAAGACGUGUUAGGAACAAAUAUGUAUUUAAUAUUUUUAGAGAUCGUAGACAAAAGGAAAUAUCAAUACCAAACUAAAAUGCCUUAAUUGAGAUAAACAAUAAUAUUCUUGUCACCUCUAAGCACAAAAAACAAACUUAUUCUGGGUCUUCCUUAUUGUUUAUGAGCUUUAUUUAUUUAUUGUUGAGUGAGCUUUAGGUUGCGUAUAAAAACCAUUCGCAGGAUCUUUAUGGAAAAUGAUUAAACAUUUUGAUUUUAGGUUUUUAUAAUCAGGAAAAUUGUCUGUCCCUUCUGUAUUAUGCCUGAUUUGAAAUACCAACUAUUUAUUUUAAACGCAUACUGACGAUUCUGAUGGUGGUUUUAAGCUGUUAGUUUUAUAAUUAAUUUAUCUUUUUUUUUCUAAAGAAAUCAAUUUCUUUUUUAAAAACUAGUCUUGAUUAUAGAAACUGUUUUUUUAUUGAAUCAACUACUACUUAUAAAAAAAACAUAUUGCUAGUCUAAUGUAGUUCUCAUUUUCCAGUAUUAAUUUAUUUUUUACCAUUGUUUUGUUUUCUUUGUUAAUAUGUAUUUUAUAGUGAUAUACUUUAUGUUUUAAUUUAUACAUGUAGGUACUAAUAAAAUAGAUUAACAAAACUAAGAUAUUUGU